Messenger RNA from Rotaria socialis, 1794 nucleotides. Lineage: Eukaryota; Metazoa; Rotifera; Eurotatoria; Philodinida; Philodinidae. The record is from the annotation of a GenBank genome assembly.
AUGUUUACCUCAAAGAAAGAUUUUGCUUUAUUAGCUCGACAAGUUCAACUAUCGUCUCGAGAAGUUGCAGCAGCUGCUGCUACGACUACUGCAACCGAAACUUCUACUCCAUUUCUUGUUGAUGUUUAUCAAGUACGAUUAUGGAAAUUACUUACUAAACCAGACAAAGCUGAUGUAGAAGCUAUUGGACAAACAUUUAAAUGUAAUCCACAAGAAUUACUACAUACGAUUGUUGCUCUUUACGAUAAUUCACUGUCAGAUAUUGGCGGUGAAACAAUUUAUAGUACAAUUUGUUCGCCAAAAGUUGUUACGAUACUUGUUGUAUUCGAUAAUCCACAUGUUGUAUUAAAAGAACCAACUAUUACUCCUAUAGUUAUUAAAGAAGAUGACUGUCUUGAUACAUUACUUGAAAAUGUUGAAUAUCCAGAUAGUGUUUUUAAGGACGUUUUCUCUGAUUCAUCAUCUAGUGAAAGUUCAGAUGAUGAUGACGAUGAUAGCGGAUCAGACGAUAAUGAACAUGAUUAUUCUGUUGGUGUUGGUAAAUUUCUAGAAAAAGUUGCAGCUGAUAAAAUUAAUUUUAAUAAACGUCUUAUUGGUUGCCUUAGUUUUCAAAAAAUUACAACGUUUCCAAUAACAAGUCAAGAAGAGCAUGUCCUAGAUCUUCAAUUAAUGGCUUGUCGAAAAAAAUAUCGUGGUCACGGAAUCGGUCGACAUUUAUUAAAAUUAAUAAUGAACAAUGAGUUCGUUGGAGAAUACGAUGCUAUUGUAACUGCAUCUGAUCAAAGUGCUAUCGAUUUUUAUAGAAAAUUUGGCUUUACAGAAGAUGCUAUUAUAUUAAGCAAAUACAAGGCUAUUGGUGAUUGUUGGACAAAUACAACAAAAAUGUGUUAUUUACCACCUUAUAAUGUUGUUAAUGAGGAUCCUAUUCGGUGUUUAACCAUUAUGGAUGAUCAAUUUCAAAAAUGGCAAAAAACGAUGUUUAGCAGUUAUCAAAAUCAAGCAGCGUUAUUUAAUCGACUAAAAAAUGAAAUGAUUGGUUUGUAUGCUAAAAUAAAUACGCAAGACCAAAUAAUUGUUUCAUUGAAUCGUACACGUUUUUUACUAGCUAAAGAAAAUGCAUCGCUUAAGUUAAAAUUAUCUGGAUCAAAAUCAUCUGGCGAUGAAAAUAAUGAAGACAUUGAAGAACUUGAAACUCAUCAGAUGGUGCAAGAAAUGGAAAAAAUGUCGAUAACAAAUGAAAAAUUGUUAAUUGCUCAAAUGUCUUUAUUAGUGGGCGAUGAUUGUAAUACACCGAUGGCAAUUGAAUUUUGUAGACAUAAACUUAGAAAUCCUGGCGAAUAUGAAAUUAAAGCAAAAAAGAUCACCAUUGACUUAGCUACAAUCGCUUUAUAUAAAAGUGGACUGGCUUCAUUGCAUCAUGGUAGCCCAAAAAGUGAAACAUUACUUUUUUACUUCGGUCAUCAUGAUCAUCUUGAAAUAAUCGUUACUGCUGGUUUUACUAAUGAAGAUUUUCUCUAUGGUUCAUUUGGUAAAGGUCUCUAUUUUCAUUCGACUCUAAGAAAUCUACAAAUACAAAAACCUCAGAAAUUUCUUCUUUGUAAAGUUGCAUUAGGCCGCACUGAGCUGGUAUCUAAACAAAAAUCAAAAUCAACGAUUACGCUCAAAAGAAAUAUCGAAUACGAUUCUGUUAAAAUUUUCGAUAUGGACACGAGAGAUGACGGUGACGAUGACGAUGAAUUAGUGAUUUUUGAUUCUCAUCUUGCUCUGCCAUUAUUUAUUAUAACACUCGAAUAA